Aspergillus japonicus CBS 114.51 is the source of this 480-nucleotide messenger RNA. RefSeq lists its product as uncharacterized. The coding region runs from base 1 to 480 and encodes 159 amino acids. The transcript has a single exon. The record is from RefSeq and is a predicted model, not a curated record. NCBI's taxonomy places the organism in Eukaryota, Fungi, Ascomycota, Eurotiomycetes, Eurotiales, Aspergillaceae.
AUGCCCACAUUCGCGAGAGGUAGUCGCUCGCCGGAUUAUGAGAGCCGACCCAACCGUUUGAUGUCUAAUUCUCAAGCGUCGAAAAUAUUCGACGCCCCCGAGACUCUAGAACGUAUCCUCUUGGGCCUGGAUAUAUACACACUCUUGGUUUCAGCUCGAGUCUGCCACACAUGGAGCACCCCCAUCAAAUUCUCCCGCAAGAUCCAGCAAGCACUGUUCUAUAUUCCCGUCGAAACGCCAGCGCCACACCACCCCACGCACCAAGAACCCGCUUAUCACCGACAUAAUAUGGCCCGAGUUCAUCCACCGGCCACUGCUAUCGUACACCAGACCCGGAGCCGUCUGCUGUGCCGGGCUCUUCGAGAUUCCCGACAUGGCGUCGAAAAAGCGCGAAGCAGCGUAUCUCCGCCCGGAGGCCAGUUGGCAGAACAUGCUGCUCCAGCAGCCGCCCAACUUGUGCUGUCCGUCCCUGGAACCUAA